This is a messenger RNA of Saprolegnia parasitica CBS 223.65, 1653 nucleotides long. RefSeq lists its product as hypothetical. The record is from RefSeq and is a predicted model, not a curated record. Lineage: Eukaryota; Oomycota; Saprolegniomycetes; Saprolegniales; Saprolegniaceae. The transcript has 9 exons. Gene Ontology annotation, molecular function: hydrolase activity. The coding region runs from base 10 to 1653 and encodes 547 amino acids.
AUUUCUGAAAUGGCCGAGUUCGACGCGCAGUACGUCCACCUCGUGCGCGAGGGCUUGUCGCGCGUGGCCAUCGAAGCGCGGCUGGCGGCCGAUGGCAUCGAGGACGUAAGUGGUUUCUGGCAGGCGAUCGCGCAUCAAGCGCUCCUCGACGCCUGCGACCCGACGCAGCCGAUCGACCAAACGUGGCGCCGCCUGUACCCGUUCCAGUACUUUGAGCCCAACUACGCGCUGCCGCCUCUGGCCUCGCCCAAGACGCCAGGGUAUCUCCGCGUCGUGGUCAUCUCGGACACGCAUGGCUUGCACGGCAACAUGGACGCGAUCCCGGAUGGCGACAUCUUGCUCCACGCCGGCGACUUUACCGACACGGGCGACCGCGACGAGGUGCUUGCAUUUAAUGCGUUUUUGGCCGCGCUGCCGCACCGCUACAAGGUCGUGAUUGCCGGCAACCACGAGAGCACGUUUGACAAGGCGCACUACCCGAUGCACUGGCAACGCUACGGCACCCGAUGCAACGAGCUCGUCAUCAUCGAAGGCUAUAGCAUCUACGGGACGCCGUGGCAGCCCGAGUUCUGCAACUGGGCGUUCAACUUGCCGCGGGGCAGCGACGCGCUGCGCGCAAAAUGGGCUGCGAUCCCCGACGACGUCGACAUUCUGCUGACGCACACGCCACCGCUCGGGCGCGGCGACCACGUCGGCAUCAGCAACGUCGGCGACGUCGACCUGCUCCAGCACGUGCAGCAUCGCAUCAAGCCCCUGUACCAUGUCUUUGGCCACGUGCACGAAGGGUACGGCGCCAGCUGCGACGGCACGACGGUCUUUCUCAACGCGAGCAACUGCGACGAAGACUACAAGGCCAUCAACCCGGUUAUGGUGCUGGAUUUGCCGCCGCGACUGGCCGCGACCGCCGACACGGCGCACGCGUACCACACGAAAUUCGCCAGCCAAACGCAGCAGAGUGCGAAUUUUGCACUGCGCCGGUUCCGGAUCCAGGGCACAAGCGGCGACCAAGUGUUUCAAGAGGCGCUGCGCACGCGCCCGAUCAACCGCGGCAACGCACGCGCAAUGAAGUACUGCUUUCUCGAGAAGGCCCACGAGCAUGCGGUGCCGGCGCCGCCAGCUCCGAUCGCGCCCAACUACAGCGUCGCGACGACCCGCGUCCGCAAGCUGGGCAAGAGUGUCUCGGUCUCGGUGCUGCAGCCCGACACCCUCGGUCCGCUGCCUACCAUCGCCACGACCGACGCGCCGCCGCGCAGAGGGUUAGGGGGCCGCCGCCUGAUCAGCAAGAGCGCGGGCCUUGCCGUGCUGCCCGAAGAAGACGAGCUCAAGCAAGACGCGCCGGCUCCGACGGCCGUCGAGCCGCCGUGCGUCAUGUGCCAGUAUAACGUCCCGGGGCACGUGCACAAACCGUCGGCGCCAGUAGCUCCAACGCCGUCGGUUGUCGCCGACGCGCCGCCUGCCGACGACUGCGUGCUGUGCAAAUACAACGUGGCGGGCCACGUGCACCCGCGGUCGGAUCCGCCACCUGCACCCGCGCCGGCCCCGACGGUCGCAGCAAGUACGACCGAGACCGCGCCAGGUACGUCACCACGCGCCUCUUCUUCCAUCGAAUGCUCAGAGAUGGUGCAGAAGGCGAUCGCAGCGCACGCGGCAUGA